Molecule: messenger RNA, 2634 nt
Organism: Physella acuta
Lineage: Eukaryota; Metazoa; Mollusca; Gastropoda; Physidae
Product: zinc finger protein 883
Source: RefSeq, a predicted model, not a curated record
AACAGUUCUAAAAUUACGUUUAAAAAUGUAGAUUCUUAGAUCAAAUAAACAACGUUGUCAAAAGUUACUUUUAGGACAGUACUUCUGGUUUUUAUCAUUAAUGCCAUCCAUUUAAGUUUAUGCAGAAAAGACUAGGAAAAUCAGUCAUGUCAAUACAAAGUGCACAUGUGGUUAAACAGGAAUCAAAUGACCAAGCAAUACAAUUUAUGGAUUUAAAAUCAGAUGUAACAUUGGGAAUUUCAACUUUAGAAGAUGUGAAACCAAAUUCAACAUUGAUUUCAACUUCAAAUGUUAUCAAACAAAAUAUAUCAUCACAAUCUUCACCUUUUGAAGACAAGUCAAAAGAAACAGUUGCAUUUUCAACGUCAGAAAAUCAACAAUCAGAUGAAACAUUUUCAUAUUCUAAAGAUAUGAAACAAAAUGUUUCAACAGAACUUUUAAGGUGUGAUGUUAUGAAAAAGGACAUCUUAACAUUUUCAUCAUUUAAGGGUGAAAACGAAAAUAGCUUAGAUGUUAAAAGACAGCUUGAAUUUUUACCGGAUUCUGAUGCUUUUAUUGAAAAUUUUACAAUUUUAAAAUCAGAUCUUCAUCAUGAUUUAAAAGAACUCAAGGAAUUGCAUAAAGAAGUUAUUGAUAAUUUUCCAACAAUGUAUGAGCUCAGUGAUAAGGGACUGAAGACAUAUAAGUGUGAUAUGUGUUGUCAAAGAUUUACUCAUUUAGAUCAUAUUACACAACAUAUGAAAACUCACACAGGAAAGAAUUCAAAUGGGUAUGAUUUUUAUCAGCAACAAGGUGCUAUGAACAGUCAUGUAAAACAGCUUAAGAAAAUAAACAAGAAGUUUUCUCUGCAUAAAUUACAUCCUGAAGACAGAUGCAAUGAAUGUGAUGUGUGUCAUAAAAAGUUUGCUCAUAAAUCUAGUUUAUAUACACACAAAAUUAUUCACUUGGGACAUAAGCCAUAUGAAUGUGAUGUGUGUCAUAAAAAGUUUGCUUAUAAAAAUAGUUUAAUUAUGCACAAAAAUAUUCAUGCUGGAAUUAAACCAUAUGAAUGUAAUGUGUGUCAUAAAAAAUUUGCUCAUAAGUCUAAUUUAAAAGUACACAAAGUCAUUCACUCUGGACUUAGGCCAUAUGAAUGUGUUGUGUGUCAUAAAAAGUUUGUCAGGCAGUCUGGUUUAUCUAAUCACAAAAUUAUUCACUCUGGACUAAAGCCACAUGAAUGUGAUGUGUGCCAUAAAAUGUUUGCUCAGAGGUACCAGUUAGCUCAACAUCAAAAGACUCAUUCUGGGCUUAGGCCAUAUGAAUGUGAUGUGUGUCAUAAAAACUUUGCUCAGAAGAAUAGUUUAAUUAUGCACAAAAAUAUUCAUGCUGGAAUUAAGUCACAUGAAUGUAAUGUGUGUCAUAAAAAGUUUAGUCAGAAAGGUCGUUUAGAAGUACAUAAAAAUAUACAUUUAGGACACAGACCAUACGAAUGUGAUUUAUGUCAUAGAAAAUUUACUGAAAAGGCAAGUUUAUCUAUGCAUAUUAAAAAUCAUGUUGGACUUCAGCUUCAUAAAUGUGGUUUGUGCCAUAAAGCAUUUUUAAAAAAAAUUCAAUUAUCUCAACAUAAGAAUACGCAUUUACAAUUAAGACCUUAUGAAUGUGAUGUGUGUCAUAAAAAAUUUGCUAGUAAGUAUGGUUUACAUCGACAUCAAAAGUCUCAUUCUGGGCUCAGGCCACAUGAAUGUGAUGUUUGUCAUAAAAAGUAUACUAGGAAAGAUGAAUUAUUGAAGCAUAAAAAGACUCAUUCAUGGGGUCCACAUGAAUGUGAUGUUUGUCAUAAAAACUUUACUAGGAAAGAUGAAUUUUUGAAGCAUAAAAAGACUCAUUCAGACGGUCCACAUGAAUGUGAUGUGUGUCAUAAAAUGUUUUCUUGGAAAUUUUCUCUAUCUCGUCAUCAGAAGUCUCAUUCAGGAAAUUAGCCACCUGCAUUUGAUGUUGGUCAUAAAAUUCUUGUUCACAAGGAUCACUAAUCUUUACAUAAAAUGAUAAAUUUGGCACUUAAGUAUUUAAAUUUUGAGGAUUAUUGUUGUAACCAUUUGAAACAUCAGCCUGUAAUUCAUUUGUAUAAUGUCACUAAGAAUGAAGUUAAUGUUAGGUUGAACAAUUAAUUUUAUUAAAUUUUGCAACAAUAAUUUAUAAAUAUUCACACAAGAGAAAGAACACUUCAAAGUAAGAAUGGAUGUCAUUAAUCAUCACAGCACAUACAAUAAGAUUACCUUGUAUAUUUAUAUAUAUAUAUAUACAUAUAUGUAUAUGUAACAUAUGAAAUGAUGUUGUCUUCUACACCAUGUUAGGUUCGAUGACGUUUUUGUUGCAAAAUGGAUCUUGUACAAUGCAGAUUCAGACAUUCUUGUUAUGGACAUAAAUGUUUAUAUAAUAUUCGUUUAAUUUUUUUCAUAGAACCGUUGUUUCUCACUUAGAAUUUUAUGUAUUCCGUAUAUCAGUAGGUUAUCAUAAUAUUGGACAUAUCUUCAGCAAUCUGAUUCAUAUCAUGUUCAAUAUACAGGUUACUAGUGGUGUAACACACCUUUUAACUUUCUCGUAUAUACAAAGUAUAGAGAAAGUCUUGUCUUGUAAUCGUGCAAAGAAAAAAUA